AUGUUGGCGACUAUUGGCUGGAUCGCCACUGACCUGGGCGCCCGCUUCCCAGGCGAGAUGUACCAGGUGUCCACGAUCGAGGCGCACAACAAGCUGGUCGAUGAGGGCCAGAUGCAGCCCUUCCUGGGGGCCAUCCUCAUCGCGGAGCUCUACAGCCUCUACCUGAUCGUGGAGGGCUGGGGUGGUGAGAUCGACCGCUCCGCUGGCGACUACUUCUUUGGCAAGGGCUUCCUGCCCAAGGACGUGGAAGGCGAGAAGAGCAUGAAGCUGAAGGAGCUGGAGAACGGCCGUCUGGCGAUGCUGGCCUUCGGAGGCAUCGCUACGGCGUCCGUGCUGACUGGCAAGGCGUGGCCGUUCUUCGACUAG
Molecule: messenger RNA, 366 nt
Organism: Prorocentrum cordatum
Lineage: Eukaryota; Dinophyceae; Prorocentrales; Prorocentraceae
Source: the annotation of a GenBank genome assembly